Molecule: messenger RNA, 1243 nt
Organism: Nothoprocta perdicaria
Lineage: Eukaryota; Metazoa; Chordata; Aves; Tinamiformes; Tinamidae
Gene: RFC2
Product: replication factor C subunit 2
Exons: 11
Coding region: 1-1065 (354 amino acids)
Biological process (GO): DNA repair; DNA-templated DNA replication
Cellular component (GO): nucleus; DNA replication factor C complex
Molecular function (GO): ATP hydrolysis activity; ATP binding; DNA binding
Source: RefSeq, a predicted model, not a curated record
AUGGAAGUGGAGGUCGCGGGGGACGAGAAGGUCGGGUCGGCGGCGGGCGAGAAACGGGGACCCGCCGAGCCCCCCGCAGCCGCCGCCACCAGCGGCCAUUACGAGCUGCCCUGGGUGGAAAAAUAUAGACCGGUGAAGCUCUGUGAAAUAGUUGGGAACGAGGACACCGUGAGCAGACUGGAGGUCUUUGCAAAAGAGGGGAAUGUACCAAAUAUUAUAAUUGCUGGUCCUCCAGGAACAGGUAAAACCACAAGUAUACUCUGCUUGGCUCGUGCUCUGCUUGGUCCUGCUUUAAAGGAUGCUGUUCUGGAGCUAAAUGCCUCAAAUGACAGGGGUAUUGAUGUUGUGAGAAACAAAAUCAAAAUGUUUGCCCAGCAGAAGGUCACACUUCCAAAAGGUCGGCAUAAAAUAAUCAUCCUUGAUGAAGCAGACAGCAUGACAGAUGGAGCACAGCAAGCAUUGAGAAGAACAAUGGAAAUUUAUUCCAAAACAACACGCUUUGCACUUGCAUGCAAUGCCUCCGAUAAAAUCAUAGAACCUAUUCAGUCUCGAUGUGCAGUGCUACGUUACACCAAGCUGACAGAUUCACAAAUCCUUGCAAGGCUACUGAAAAUUGUUGAGAAGGAGGAUGUACCAUAUACAGAUGACGGACUAGAAGCCAUUAUCUUCACAGCUCAAGGAGACAUGAGACAGGCAUUAAACAACUUACAGUCCACAUAUUCUGGAUUUGGCUUUAUAAACAGUGAAAAUGUUUUUAAGGUAUGUGAUGAGCCUCAUCCUCUGCUUGUGAAAGAAAUGAUACAACACUGCAUCAAUGCAAAUAUUGAUGAAGCAUACAAGAUUCUUGCCCACCUGUGGCGACUUGGAUACUCUCCAGAAGAUGUGAUAGGAAACAUCUUCCGUGUGUGUAAAACCUUUCAAAUGCCAGAAUAUCUGAAAUUGGAAUUUAUCAAGGAGAUUGGAUACACUCACAUGAAGAUAGUGGAAGGGGUGAACUCGCUCUUGCAGAUGGCUGGACUGCUAGCCAGGUUAUGCCAGAAGACUGCAGCCCCUGCAGCAAGCUAGAGUAUUGACUGCGCUGCAAGAUUCCCUCAUGCUGGAAGAUGAAGGAAUGGUGUGAGAUAAGUGACUAUGUGUAAGAGCUGCAUGUCCCCCAAAUUCUAGCUGCAAAGAGCCUGUCCUCUGGUUUUACUAAAUGCCAGAAAAAUAACCAGGUUCUAUUGUAAAAAAAAAAUGAACUGUG